This is a messenger RNA of Colias croceus (clouded yellow), 572 nucleotides long. RefSeq names its product MD-2-related lipid-recognition protein-like. The record is from RefSeq and is a predicted model, not a curated record. Lineage: Eukaryota; Metazoa; Arthropoda; Insecta; Lepidoptera; Pieridae. The coding region runs from base 53 to 514 and encodes 153 amino acids. The transcript has 4 exons.
AUAUACAAAUAAACACAAAGAUACGGCUAUUUGCAGUCGAUCCGCAUCAGCCAUGGACGCUCGUCUAUUUUUCUUUUAUUUGUUUGUUUCUGUUGUAAGUUCAGAAUUAGUGAGAAAGAAGAUAUGUAAAGGGGUUGAGACGCCAACGUGUAACAUCCAUAACGUACAUUUAGACCCUUGUCCUGAAGGACCUGCCUUCUGUCUCGUCAGACGAAACAAGCUUUACCAGGUCACUGUGGAUUUCACUCCUCAAUUUUCAUCAAGCAAUCUGAAACUGUCUAUAAAUGGAGACAGUGCGAAAGACGCCACCUUCAGCACUGCAAUACUCCCCCCCACCAGUGGGUGUGACGUCAUCACUUGCCCCCUACAGAAAGACACGCGGCAAAGCUUCAAUACAACAAUAUCUUUGAAUAAAAAGAGCCGAGGCAAAUUUCCAAUACAAGUUAAACUUUGGAACGAGGACAAUAGCGCCGACGUGUGUUGUGUUACAUUUAAUGUAAGAGUUUUGAAAUAAGUUGGAUAAUAAUAUUAUGUACAGUUGUGUAAUAAUAAAUAAAAAUAUUAUGAUAUAA